This is a messenger RNA of Effrenium voratum, 2013 nucleotides long. Lineage: Eukaryota; Dinophyceae; Suessiales; Symbiodiniaceae. The record is from the annotation of a GenBank genome assembly.
AUGUGCUCGUGUGCCCUGACGGAUGCGUUUAUCCGUCCCAGCUGCAUGGCGGGCAAUCCCGAUUUCCGCUAUCCCGUCGAAGCUGCCUACGGGACACUUCUGGCCCUGGUGUUUGGAUUGACGCAUCUUCUGAACGGAGUGAGGUCUUCCUUCGUGUUUACCGGCUACCUCGUAGUCCUCGCGGUAUUUGGCUUGGUUGACCAGGUCGACAUCCUGCGUGGCUUUGCUCGGGUGGGACCUUGGCUUCCGCAGCUUCAGUUGGUGAUCAUCCGCGGCAUCCGCGACUCAGGAAUCCUGCAGUUCUCCCUGCUCUGGAUGUUGGGGCGGAAUCCCAAACAAGGCAGCCUUCCGCGGGUGCGACUCUAUUGCGCAACGCUUUGCCUGGGGGCCCUUGUGGGGGGCUCCACCACCAUUGCCACCUCCACGCCAGUGAUCAUCCAGUGGGCAAAAUCCCACGACUUCAAGCUUAGACCGCUGCUCUUGAUGAUGGUUGUGGCUGCAACAUGCGGCAACUCGGUCUUUGUCACGAGCAACCCUGCUUCCAUCGCCGUCCGGGAUCUGAUGAGAACCGGCAGACCGGACCUGGAACUCCAUGCGCAGACGCCGCUGGCUCUAGCAAAUGCGGCCGUACUGGGCCUCUAUGCAGUGUUCAUGGGCGACUACCUUUCCAGGAAGGACGGCAACCCGAAGCCAGAGGCCGCUCGCCGGCGGAACCAGCCCUGGUUGGAAGUGGAGCUCGAGGAAACGGGGGGCCGUGCAGAGCCGCCCGAGAAACAGCUCUAUGAGAUCGACUUCACGGUGGUGCGAGGUUCACUGAUCUGCGGACACACGCCACGCUCCGCCGGACUGAUGAACCUGUCCAACGUGCGCGUCCUCCGAGUGUCGAGGCUGCUUUCCAACGAUGGCGCUCCGUGCUGUUCCUCGGCCUCGGGUCAUGAUAUGGAAGACUGGUGCAUCGACGUGGGCGAUCUCAUCACAGCAAGAUGCUCCGCAGCCGGCGUUUGCGCCAUGCGCAGCCACCACGGCGUUUUCGCAAUGCGGGGACUUCGUUGCAACCGCUUCCUUGGCGGCCGCCGCCAUGAUCGGAGACUCUACGAAAGCGUAGUUGCUUCUGCAAGCGGGCUGGUUGGCAAAAGCUUGGAGGAGAUCCUGGGGAUUCCUCCCGAAGGCGACGAGUCGGAGUGCGCCAUCCCUUGGUGCGUGCGGGUGUUCAGGGGAUACCCGUUGGCUGCCUGGCGUCCUCAGGAGCAAGCACAGCCUUUGUCACCACGGGAUCCGCUUUGCGCUGGUGACGUGGUAUUGAUUGAUGCCUUCGAGGAGUUCCCUUCGCUGCAGACGGCCCGGCGGCAUUUCGUCAUUAGCGGCUUAGUCCCCAAAUCCCAGGCGCCCCGACACGGCAGGCCGAUGGACAUGUGGCGAGGCGUGCUGGCGGUCCUCAGCCUCAUCCUGGCGCUUAUUCUGGACUUGUUCAAGAGGUGCCACAUUCUGGUGAGCAUGAUGCUGAUUGCCGGCAUGCUCUUCAUAACUUCUGGGGUCAAGUGGGACCAGAUCCCAGAAAUCCUGGACUGGAAUUCCUGCAUCACCAUUGGUUGCGGCGAAGGGGUCGCAAUUGCCGUUCGCAGAAGUGGACUGCAAAACGCACUGGCCAAGUUGAUUUUCAUGAUCGGCAACGUCGGAGGAACGCCGCUGCAGCUCUGUGUGUUGUCCUUCUUGGCCCAGUCGGCCAGCGCCUGCAUUUCGGCAACUCCGGCAGGGCUGUUGGUCGCAAACGCGGCUCUGGCCUUGGAUGCGGACUUUCAUAACCUGGAUUCGGAGCAGACGCUCCUUCUAGUGGUCAUCUCCGUGAACAUGGUGCUCACCGUGCAGAUGCCAGAUGAGCUCAUGAGCAGAAGCAAGCGGACAUUCAGUGUCCGUCACUUGUUCCUAUGGCUGGUGCCCACGGGCGUGCUGGUUGCAGCAAUGACGGUGGCAUAUAUCCUACUGGUCAGUGCGAAUUUCAGCCAUUAUCGCUGA